This is a messenger RNA of Tupaia belangeri chinensis (Chinese tree shrew), 942 nucleotides long. RefSeq names its product olfactory receptor 6C3-like. Gene Ontology annotation, biological process: G protein-coupled receptor signaling pathway. Gene Ontology annotation, molecular function: G protein-coupled receptor activity; olfactory receptor activity. The transcript has a single exon. Gene Ontology annotation, cellular component: membrane. The record is from RefSeq and is a predicted model, not a curated record. NCBI's taxonomy places the organism in Eukaryota, Metazoa, Chordata, Mammalia, Scandentia, Tupaiidae. The coding region runs from base 1 to 942 and encodes 313 amino acids.
AUGAUGAAAAACCACACAGUACCCACAGAGUUCAUUCUUCUGGGGCUCUCAGAUGACCCAGAACUUCAGAUUGUGAUUUUUCUCUUUUUAAUUAUCAUGUACAUAUUAAGUGUCACUGGGAAUCUGACCAUCAUCACUCUUACCUUGGUGGACUCUCAUCUGCAGACACCCAUGUAUUUCUUUCUCAGAAACUUCUCUGUAUUAGAAAUAACCUUUACAACUGUCUGUAUCCCUAGAUUUCUGGGCACCAUUAUCACCAGAGACAAAACUAUUUCAUACAAUAAUUGUACAGCACAGUUGUUUUUCUUUAUUUUCAUGGGCAUCACUGAAUUCUACCUUCUGACUGCCAUGUCUUAUGACCGCUAUGUGGCUAUCUGCAAACCCCUGCAUUACACAACCAUCAUGAACAAAAGAGUCUGCAUAUUGCUUGUCUUUUGUGCUUGGCUGGCAGGAUUCUUAAAUAUCUUUCCACCUGUUAUUCUUUUCCUGCAGUUAGAUUAUUGCAGCUCCAAUGUCAUUGAUCACUUUGCUUGUGAUUAUUUCCCUUUACUGCAAUUAUCCUGUUCAGAUACAUGGCUCCUAGAAGUGAUUGGUUUUUAUUCUGCAAUAGUAAUUCUGCUUUUUACUUUGGCAUUAAUAAUUCUAUCCUACAUGUUCAUCAUCAGGACAAUUUUGAAACUCCCUUCUGCCAGUCAGAGAAAAAAGGCAUUUUCUACAUGUUCCUCUCACAUGAUUGUCAUUUCUAUCUCGUAUGGAAGCUGCAUAUUCAUGUAUGCCAAUCCCUCUGCAAAAGAAAAAGCAUCACUGACCAAAGGAGUAGCUAUUCUCAAUACUUCUGUUGCUCCUAUGAUGAAUCCAUUUAUAUACACCCUGAGGAACCAGCAAGUGAAGCAAGCCUUUAAGGACACCAUUCAGAAGGUUAUGUUUUUCUCUGGUAAAUGA